GUUGCGCGCGCGUCGCGAAGGAGGUUAGACGAGCGAUACGCUCGCGACCUUUUGUAGUAACUGAUAAUGUAAUCAACAUUAUAUACUACUCCAGAUGAUCAAUCAACUAACGCACUACAACAUAAAAUGGAGUAUUACACAUCAGAUAGUUGUGACAGUGACUUCAGGGAGCAGAAAACACUCGAUUUAUCCAAUCAAAUGAUAGAUACAUUAAGUAUCUCUGCUGAAAUGAGAAGUAUAGUGGAUGAAAAAGAUUGUGCUGAAAGCUACGAGAUAAUAUUACUGUACAACAACAGAAUACAAUCACUUCCAAAUUUCCUAAACAGGUUUUGCAACUUGAAAAUUUUGAAUGUGAGCAACAACAGGCUGACUGUUUUACCAGAUGUGUUUAAGAAUUGUCCCCUCACGACUUUGGUAGCAAAACAUAAUCAACUCACUAACGAGUCACUUCCCAAAUCAUUUUAUACUGCAAAGAAUACUCUUCGUGAACUGAACCUCAGUGGAAAUCAGUUAAAUUUAUUCCCAGAGCAGAUAUUCGAAUUGACACAUCUGAAAUAUCUUUACCUAGGCAGUAACAAAAUAGUUAACAUACCAAAGGACAUCUGGAAAUUAAGCGGUUUGCAAAUACUAUCACUUGGUGGUAACCAAAUUACCGAAGUGCCCGAGAACGUAGGUCACUUAACUUCACUACAAGCGUUGGUGCUCAGUGAUAAUUUGAUCGAACAGUUGCCAGCAAGCAUCACAAAGCUGAAGAAUUUAAGAUCUUUAUUAUUGCACAAGAAUCGGUUGAAAACUUUGCCCACACAAAUUAUUAAACUAAAAUGCUUGACAGAGCUCAGUCUUCGGGACAAUCCCCUUGUAGUAAGAUUCGUUAGAGACAUGACUCUGCAGCCACCAUCACUCUUAGAGCUGGCUGGUCGCACUGUGAAACUUCACAACAUUCCAAUUGAAACUGGAGGUAUUCCUAAGACAUUGAUCAAUUAUCUGCAAGCAGCCCAAUGUUGUGUCAAUCCAAAAUGCAAAGGUGUCUUCUUUGACAACCGCGUAGAACACAUCAAAUUUGUAGAUUUUUGUGGAAAGUACAGGAUUCCAUUACUACAAUAUCUAUGCAGUUCAAAAUGUAUUACUGGAAGUUGGGAAAGCCGUGAGGUAGACAGUAAUCCUCACCCACAUAUGAUGCGAAAGGUUCUUCUGGGUUAAUUAUGCCAUAAUGACAUUAUUA
This is a messenger RNA of Bombyx mandarina (wild silkworm), 1222 nucleotides long. Its product is annotated as leucine-rich repeat-containing protein 58. Gene Ontology annotation, molecular function: protein binding. NCBI's taxonomy places the organism in Eukaryota, Metazoa, Arthropoda, Insecta, Lepidoptera, Bombycidae. The record is from RefSeq and is a predicted model, not a curated record. Gene Ontology annotation, cellular component: cytoplasm.